This is a messenger RNA of Trametes versicolor FP-101664 SS1, 249 nucleotides long. RefSeq lists its product as uncharacterized. Gene Ontology annotation, molecular function: SUMO-specific endopeptidase activity. Gene Ontology annotation, biological process: protein desumoylation. The record is from RefSeq and is a predicted model, not a curated record. Gene Ontology annotation, cellular component: nucleus; cytoplasm. Lineage: Eukaryota; Fungi; Basidiomycota; Agaricomycetes; Polyporales; Polyporaceae. The transcript is spliced from 2 exons. The annotation marks the transcript as partial.
GUUCUUGUAUAUCCUCCAUCGGGUACGGGUGCUGUUAACAUCACCAGGGGUGACCUCAAACGGUUGGACAACGGACAAUACCUCAAUGACACUCUCAUCGAGUUCGGGCUGAAGGUCUGGCUGCACGAGCUGCAACAGGUUCAACCCGAGCUCGCAGAGCAAGUGCACGUUUUCAACUCUUUCUUCUUCAAGAAGCUCAACGGCAAGAAAGAGUGCGUGGUUCUUAUACUAUUGCAUAACCUUAGCUGA